AUGUAUGUCAUACAAAGCAAGGCAACGCGCAUCGACCGCAUCGUAGACAAAGCGCUACAUGCCAAGGUGUGCAUCCGUGAAGUGCAGCGACCUCGUGCCGGGGACGGACGAGAGGUCGGCAUCGCGCCCGGGCUGGCUCACGGGCCACGGGCCGCGGGCGUUAGCCGCGCCAUCGAUCCGCGCCGCAACUACGCGCGCUCCCGACGCGACGGUGGCGAGUAUGCGGACCCGCUGAGAUGCACGGGCGCUACUCGCACCCGCCACCUACAAUAA
Molecule: messenger RNA, 273 nt
Organism: Arctia plantaginis
Lineage: Eukaryota; Metazoa; Arthropoda; Insecta; Lepidoptera; Erebidae
Source: the annotation of a GenBank genome assembly